GCGAUGGUGGAGCCCUCCAACUUCUCGUGGGUGGCUGAGGGGCGGCUGGCGGGGCUGGGCAUGCCGCGGGAGCCGGGCCACUACCGCUUCCUGCUGGGCCAGGGUGUGCGGCACCUGGUGUCGCUGUCAGAGAGGCCCCCCCUGCACCAUGGCUGCUGCCCCGCGCUGCAACUCCACCGCUUCCGCGUGCCCGACUUCACCCCACCGACACCCGGACAGAUCCAGAGCUUCCUGCAGCUGGUGGAGGAGGCCAACGGCCGCGGGGAGGCGGUGGCAGUGCACUGCAUGCUGGGGUACGGCCGGACGGGCACCAUGCUUGCCUGCUACCUGGUGAAGACGCAGAAGAUGAGCGGCAGCGACGCCAUCCGGGAGAUCCGCAGGCUGCGGCCGGGCUCCAUCGAGACGUGGGAGCAGGAGCAAGCCGUCAUGGAGUUCCACCGGCGCUUUAGUGCUGGAGAGGACGUCAGGGAGGCGUGAGCGUGAGCAUCUCUACGAGCAGCGCAUGCUGGACGGAGGGCCACCAGGGACCCCUGCCUCCACCGUGUCCCACCAGGUGCAGACGUCAUUGCUCCAUGUUGACCCGCUGCCACCCCCAAGCCACGCUCCCCAGCCUUCAACCCAAGCAUCACCGCUUGGAACCCAACAGCGGCACCCCAGAAUUGGGGAUCCCAUGUCGCAAGGGUCUGAGUCUCAGCCCGCCAGCCCUGGCGCUGGUCACCCGCCAACGCGGUGACGCAACGCGGAGGGUGACAGCAGCGUCAGCGCCCCAGGGCCGUCCCAGGACGUGGAUGCUUAAAGGGAAGCUUAGAUGGAAUUUAGGCAUCUCCGUUCCAAAAGUGCAAUCCUGAAAAUCUCUUCUCAGCUGCUCCUAACCUUGGUGGCAUUUAAAUCCUAAGUGCAAGAAGCGUCACCGUCCCCAUUCCCGGGCUCGUGGCGCAGUGCCGGAACACGCAGUGCUCACCGAGUGCCAGCGCACCACCUGCGUUGUGGGCUGGAGGGCCCUUGCUCCACUCAAACACCUCCACGUCUCCUAAUGUGACGGUGAAACCCC
Messenger RNA from Numida meleagris (helmeted guineafowl), 1051 nucleotides. It is a transcript of the gene DUSP23, whose product is annotated as dual specificity phosphatase 23. Lineage: Eukaryota; Metazoa; Chordata; Aves; Galliformes; Numididae. Gene Ontology annotation, molecular function: protein tyrosine/serine/threonine phosphatase activity. The record is from RefSeq and is a predicted model, not a curated record. Gene Ontology annotation, biological process: protein dephosphorylation; cilium assembly.